This is a messenger RNA of Erythranthe guttata (spotted monkey flower), 2860 nucleotides long. Its product is annotated as cell division cycle protein 48 homolog. Gene Ontology annotation, biological process: retrograde protein transport, ER to cytosol; autophagosome maturation; mitotic spindle disassembly. NCBI's taxonomy places the organism in Eukaryota, Viridiplantae, Streptophyta, Magnoliopsida, Lamiales, Phrymaceae. Gene Ontology annotation, cellular component: nucleus; VCP-NPL4-UFD1 AAA ATPase complex; cytosol. Gene Ontology annotation, molecular function: ATP binding; ATP hydrolysis activity; polyubiquitin modification-dependent protein binding. The record is from RefSeq and is a predicted model, not a curated record.
GAAAAUGGGAUUUAGCGAGGGCUAAAACAGUCAAUUCACUGAAUAAUUUCCUGUCAAAGAUUUUCUAGUACAAGUCGGUUCACUCUCCUUUUCUUCCUCGUACAAAAAAUGACGUGUCGAAAAACCCCAUACGAAGCACCGCUACAAGCAGCAAAAAAAACACUACAAAGUUCUCAGGCAUAAUAAUAAUAAUAAUAAUAAUAAUAAUAAUAAUAAUAAUAAGCAAAGUGCAAAACCUCGGAGUUCUACUACUUUCCGACAACCGCCAUGGCUGAUCCAAGCUCUGCUCACACCACCGACUCGAAGAGUAGCAAACGGGACUAUUCCACAGUGAUACUGGAACGGAAAAAAUCCCCUAAUCGACUCAUUGUGGACGAAUCCAUUAACGACGACAAUUCAGUGGUCUCGAUGCAUCCAACCAAAAUGGAAGAACUUCAGCUCUUUCGAGGAGAUACUAUCUUGAUCAGGGGGAAAAGACGAAAAGACACGGUUUGCAUUGUUCUUGCCGAUGAACAAUGCGAAGAGCAAAAAAUAAGAAUGAAUAAAGUCGUCCGAGCAAAUCUGAGAGUACGUCUAACCGAUAUGGUGUCCGUGCAUCAAUGUCCGGAUGUCAAAUACGGAAAGCGUGUUCAUAUACUUCCCAUUGAUGACUCGAUCGAGGGUCUCACCGGCAACUUAUUCGAUGCUUAUUUAAAGCCUUAUUUCAUGGACGCGUACCGUCCGGUGAGAAAAGGCGAUCUCUUCCAAGUUCGAGGCGGCAUGCGAAGCGUCGAAUUCAAAAUCGUCGAAACCGACCCCGGCGAAUACUGCGUAGUUGCCCCCGACACCGAAAUAUUCUGCGAGGGAGAGCCAAUCAACCGCGAAGAUGAAGAAAGACUCAACGAAGUCGGGUACGAUGAUGUCGGCGGUGUAAGAAAGCAAAUGGCUCAGAUCCGUGAGCUAGUCGAGCUCCCUUUAAGACACCCUCAACUCUUCAAAUCCAUCGGCGUGAAACCCCCAAAAGGAAUCCUUCUCUACGGGCCCCCCGGUUCGGGUAAAACCCUAAUCGCAAAAGCCGUUGCAAACGAAACGGGUGCAUUUUUCUUUUUGAUCAACGGGCCGGAAAUAAUGUCGAAAUUGGCGGGAGAGAGCGAGAGCAACUUGAGGAAGGCGUUUGAGGAGGCGGAGAAGAACGCACCCUCGAUUAUUUUUAUCGACGAGUUGGAUUCGAUUGCUCCGAAGAGAGAGAAGACGCACGGUGAGGUGGAGAGGAGGAUCGUUUCUCAGCUUCUUACGUUGAUGGACGGGCUUAAGUCGCGCGCACAUGUCAUUGUUAUGGGGGCUACUAAUAGACCAAAUAGUAUCGAUCCGGCUUUGAGGAGGUUCGGGAGGUUCGAUCGGGAAAUUGAUAUUGGUGUGCCGGAUGAAGUCGGGAGGCUUGAAGUGUUGCGUAUUCAUACCAAGAAUAUGAAACUUGCGGACGAUGUUGAUCUUGAAAGAGUUGGCAAAGAUACACACGGUUACGUCGGUGCUGAUCUGGCGGCCCUUUGCACCGAAGCUGCUCUUCAAUGCAUCAGAGAGAAAAUGGAUGUAAUCGACUUGGAAGACGAGACAAUUGAUGCUGAAGUAUUGAAUUCAAUGGCCGUGACAAACGAACACUUCAUAACCGCAUUGGGCGCCUCAAAUCCAUCGGCCUUACGUGAAACAGUUGUGGAGGUUCCCAAUGUUUCGUGGCAGGAUAUCGGCGGAUUGGACAAUGUCAAACGAGAGCUUCAAGAGACUGUACAAUAUCCUGUUGAGCAUCCGGAGAAGUUCGAGAAAUUCGGAAUGUCGCCUUCGAAAGGGGUUUUGUUUUACGGGCCGCCUGGUUGUGGCAAAACUUUACUGGCAAAAGCAAUUGCUAACGAGUGCCAAGCCAAUUUCAUAAGUGUGAAAGGUCCCGAGUUGCUCACUAUGUGGUUCGGAGAGAGCGAGGCGAACGUUCGAGAAAUUUUCGACAAGGCCCGACAAUCGGCUCCGUGCGUGCUCUUCUUCGACGAACUCGAUUCAAUUGCCACUCAGAGAGGAAGUUCGGUGGGAGAUGCGGGUGGGGCCGCAGAUAGAGUUCUCAAUCAACUUCUUACGGAAAUGGAUGGAAUGACGGCGAAAAAGACGGUUUUUAUUAUAGGUGCAACAAAUAGACCGGAUAUUAUCGACCCUGCUUUGCUUAGGCCAGGCCGUUUGGACCAGUUGAUUUACAUCCCGCUUCCCGAUGAAACUUCUCGCCUUCAAAUAUUCAAAGCUUGUCUGAGGAAGUCUCCAUUGGCUAAAGAAGUCGAUCUAACAGCUCUUGCGAGACACACGCAUGGAUUUAGUGGUGCCGAUAUCACCGAGAUAUGCCAACGUGCUUGCAAGUUUGCCAUCCGAGAAGAUAUCGAAAAGGAUAUCGAGAAAGAAAAAAAGAAGAGAGAGAGUCCGGAGGCUAUGGAAGAAGAUGACGUGGACCAUGUACCGGAGAUAAAGGCGGCCCACUUCGAGGAGUCGAUGAAAUUUGCUCGGAGGAGUGUGAGUGAUGCCGAUAUUAGAAAGUACCAGCUCUUUGCACAGACGCUCCAGCAGUCUCGUGGUAUCGGGUCCGAAUUCCGGUUUGCGGAUCGGGCGGAUACUUCAGCUGCUGGGCGGGUCGACCCGUUUUCGUCUGCGGGGGGUGGGUCGGUGGACGACGACGACGACUUGUACGGUUGAUCAGUUUCAAUGUAGCUAUAUAUGUAUGUAUGGUGUGGUGAGCUUUGUGUGUACCCUUUGGAGCAACAUGUGUUGUAUAUAAAUAAAUAAAUACUUGGCUCGACUUAUAUAACAAAAUAUAAUAAUGUACUUUUGUUUCUUUGAACUGCAAAUUCUA